AUGGCACGAGACGCUGUUCCUACGACAACACUCGAAUCAGAAGUCGCCACUCUUCCCUUGCCUAGACUUCUCCCAAAUCUAGUCUCCGAUCGGGCAUCAACGGAACCAAAUAAGAUAUGGGGCUCUAUACCUAUCAGUUCUCAAACGACCAGCGCUGGGUAUGAAGACAUAUCGUACCGGCGCUUCAACUACGCCAUUGACAGGGCGGCAUGGUGGAUGCACAAUGUCAUUGGACCAAACAGACUUCGACCAUUUGAGCCUCUAGCAUACCUUGGGCCUCCCGACACAAGGUAUAUCGUUUUUAGUCUUGCGGCCAUUAAGGCAGGUUUUCAGAUGUUAUACCUCUCACCGAGGAAUAGUGACGAGGCACAAUAUGCAGUCAUGAAAGAGGCAAAUUGCCAUAAGUGGCUUUGUGCAACCGAGAUAAAGGCGAAAGUGGAAGCUUUGGUCGAGAAUAGACCACUUAAAACCUUGGAUGCGAACAGCAGCCAGACAGAGAGCUGGAAUGACACAUUGACUGUGGUUCCGGGACAGACUGAGCUAUUGAAAGAUGAGCCGACGCCACCAUUCCGGUACAGCAAGACGCUAGAAGAAGCAAGAUGGGAGCCCUUGGUCAUGCUUCAUACGUCAAGCACAACCGGUUUGCCCAAGCUGAUCCCCCUAACCCAGGGAUACGGCUUCCAUGAAGAUGUGAUCCAGCACUACCCGAAAGCGGGCGAGUUGGAUGUUCUCACGCGCAAGCCCUUCGACGGCGAUUGCAGAUUAUUUCUUGCUAUGCCUCUUUUUCAUGCCGGUGGAAUCUUGUUGGGUCUGCUGAAGUCACUUUACCACGACAUAGUGAUGGUGUUCCAGCCUCCUGCUGUUCCAUUGAGUGCCUCGGUCGUCGAUGGGAUUCUGCGCCAUGGAAAGUGCGAUGGGACUGUCAUCCCUCCGUUUCUGGUCGAGGAGAUGUUGGGUGUUCCUGAAUAUUUCGACACACUUGCCGGCCUGAAAUUUGUGCAGUUCGGCUCCGGACCGCUUAGCAAGUACUGCGGCGACACUUUACUCACGCGCCAGAAAAGUUGUCCUCAUUUCAUCGGUACUACAGAAGUAGGUUUGAUUCCCAUGGUGGAACUUGAUGAUCCAGAACAGGAGUGGCAAUAUUUCCAUUUUCAUCGGUGGAGUGGGGCCGACAUGAGGCCUAUCGAUGACUCGGGCAGCCUCUACGAGCUUUUCAUCAAGAAGAUCGACGUUAAUGUUCCUGGAAUCCAGCCUGUUUUUGAGCUCUUUCCCCAGCUCACCGAGUGGCCAACAAGAGAUCUUUACGUGCAGCACCCUCACAAGCCGUAUUUGUGGCGUACUCGCGGUAGGGCUGACGAUGUGAUUGUGCUGUCCAACGGUGAAAAGUUGAAUCCAGUCGACAUCGAGUCACAUAUCGCAAAGGCGCACCCUGCUAUCACUGGUGCAUUGAUCGUCGGACAAGGACGAUUUCAGCCGGCCCUGCUCUUGGAAGUCAGAGGCAUAGAUGUCGAAAAUGAGGACAAAAAAAAGGACUUGUUGCAAGCUAUUUGGCCCACCAUCAAAGCAGCAAAUAAGACUUCUCCCAAAUACGGACAACUUACGAAGUCCCUGAUACUCUUUUCGUCACCUAAGAAACCAUUCCUUCGUACUCCGAAGCUCAGCGUUAGAAGAAAGCCAACAGCCGACCUGUAUAGCGAAGAGAUUGAUGAACUAUAUCGCCGGAUAGAGGGUGAGGUAGACAACGUCGACCGCAGUGACCUCCCCGAGGAUACUGAUCUCCGUGAUCUCAGCUCAGUUCAGAAUUUUGUGCGGCGUCUUGUUGGGAAUGUCACGGGAUGGAUUGCCAACCCUUCUCAGGAUACUGAUCUGUUCAUGCUAGGGAUGGACUCACUCCACGUUGUCCGCAUUGUUCGAGCCAUAAGGGCAGCGAUGAAGGAUUCUGUGAAUCUCAGCCAAAUCGCCGAACUAACUUCAAAGAUCAUCUAUAAUAAUCCCACGAUCGACUCUUUGUCGCAAGCGCUGAACGACAUCGUUCAGGCUCAUAUUGCGGAUCAGACAACUGGUCUACAAAACGAUCGAAAUGGUCACGAAACCGACAAUCGAGAGAAUAGGAUUCAAGAGAUUAUCGACAGAUGGACACACGGUUGGGAUUAUCAAUCCGCGACCCUUGGAAAUGCUCUGGAGCGCCAAACCUCCCCGAAUACCACAAGUGAGACCAACGGCGUCGUUAGGAAGAAGGCUUGGACCGUCAUCUUGACAGGUUCAACGGGAUCACUUGGAUCACACAUCCUUGAAAGCCUUCUCCAUCAUCCAUCAGUUUCACAGGUUAUCUGCUUAAAUCGGUCCGCCGAUGCAGCCGCCAAAUGGAAGCAGACAAUUGUGAAUCGAAAGCUGUCCACAGAAUUGGCAGAUCCUGGGCGUGUUCAAUUCCUUCGGACAACAAACCUGGGGGCACAUUGCCUAGGUCUAGAGGAAAACUCGUACCAGCACCUGCUUCAGUCAGUCACACAUGUGAUCCUAAACGCUUGGCCAGUGAAUUUCAACCUAUCGGUCUCGUCUUUUGAGAAAAACCACAUUGCCAGCAUCCGUCGAUUUACAGACUUCAGCUCAAGCUCUCUCAGGGGUGCACACAUUGUCUUUGUAUCCAGCCUAUCUUCGGUAACAUCUGGGGGGCUCAAGCAAUCAGUUCCGGAGAAGAUAAUCCAGGACAAUUCUAUGCCAUCACACAUGGGCUAUGGCGAGUCUAAAUACAUUGCAGAGCGCAUCCUUGACGCCGCGACGGCAUCAUCGAAAGGCCGCAUACCCACAACAAGCCUUCGUGUUGGCCAAAUUGCUGGACCGGUGCCGAAUGUGGAUGCUGCGGAGGAUAAAGUCAAGUUGGAGGUUUGGAACGUCCAAGAAUGGUUCCCAAGUCUAAUAAUCAGCUCGAACACGGUGCAAGCUUUACCCGCCACUCUCGGUCGCAUGGAAAACAUUGACUGGAUUCCUGUGAACGUGCUGGCCAAUAUUGUCAUCGAGCUUUUGCAAUUCGACAACGAGGAAAUCGAACGCCAAAAGUACUCCGGGGGAGGUGACAUCCUUUUGACUUCACGCGUUUACCAUCUCAUCAACCGUGCGGUUGUAACCUGGCAGCAAGACAUUUUGCCCGUUGUGCAACACUCCCUUGCAAUCGACAAGGUAGUUCCGUUGUCGGAGUGGAUUGAGCUAGUAGGCUCAAGCUCUGACUCUGAUGGGGAUAUCAAUGCAGCAGCCAAUCCUGCGGCCAAGAUCCUGCCUUUCUACCAGAGUCUACUAUUGAGACGAGACGAAACCUUGGCAGCAAGACCGAAAUACCUGACUGAGCAGACCCAAAAAGGCAGCCCUAUUCUAAGGAAGAUAGGACCCGUGAGGGCAGAGUGGGUAAAUCGAUGGUUAAGUGAUUUGAAUCUGAAUCUGAAGGUGAAAGUCGGAUCGGCGUAA
Rhinocladiella mackenziei CBS 650.93 is the source of this 3459-nucleotide messenger RNA. RefSeq lists its product as uncharacterized. Lineage: Eukaryota; Fungi; Ascomycota; Eurotiomycetes; Chaetothyriales; Herpotrichiellaceae. The coding region runs from base 1 to 3459 and encodes 1152 amino acids. The record is from RefSeq and is a predicted model, not a curated record. The transcript has 4 exons.